AUGGCUGUUCCAGGUAUUGUCAUGCGUCUCUCUGAGACACCCGAGAGACCGGUAUCACCUUUCCCAGACGUCGAAGCAACGUACAUCCUCCGAGCCAAUGACGGCGGAGCGCCUUCGUUCAACACCGUCUACUUCCUCAGCGACAUCACGCCGGUACUCUCAACACCCGAAUACUACAACACCGACUUGAGCACCCACAAUGCGGAGUCAGCCUCACUUUCAUGGAAAGUGUGCGCCUACAUCAACGGUCGUGAUCGGUUCAACGGGACCAACUCCUCAGAGCCUACGCCUCAUGUUCAAUUGAAAGCCCCAGUUGCGGGCUCCAUAAUGGUGGCUAACGGGUCUACUCCUCGAGCGGACAAGGAACAAGAUUACCACGAUUGGUAUGACCAUGAGCAUGGAGAAAAGCUGACUCUAGUCCCGGGUUGGAAUGCGGCCAGACGGUACGGUUUGGUGAAGGUGUAUGGAGAGGUGGAAACGGCGAAGUUUUACGGGUUGAACUUUUACGACAAAGUGAAUGGAUUGGGAGGCCCCGAGUGGAAGGCUGGUGUGACGGAGUGGACUCUGCGUAUCCGGAGCAAUGCGGCUAAGCCUAAUAUUCGGAGGGUCUGGAAAUUUGAAACCCCUGACAUGGUAUGA
Penicillium longicatenatum is the source of this 639-nucleotide messenger RNA. RefSeq lists its product as uncharacterized. The transcript has a single exon. The coding region runs from base 1 to 639 and encodes 212 amino acids. Lineage: Eukaryota; Fungi; Ascomycota; Eurotiomycetes; Eurotiales; Aspergillaceae. The record is from RefSeq and is a predicted model, not a curated record.